Messenger RNA from Dendronephthya gigantea, 1220 nucleotides. Its product is annotated as ficolin-2-like. The transcript is spliced from 5 exons. The record is from RefSeq and is a predicted model, not a curated record. Lineage: Eukaryota; Metazoa; Cnidaria; Anthozoa; Malacalcyonacea; Nephtheidae. Bases 1 to 1008 code for a protein of 335 amino acids.
AUGUUUAAGACUAUAACUUUAAUCUUACUUGUCUUUAAAAUUGCGUGUAUCAUUUCACAGAACUGCUCUCUCAAGAUUUAUGAUACUAUUGAAAAAGGAGGGUCGUCUUUACCUCCAGAUGAAAUCAUAGCAAAUCAUACCGUCAACUCAAGAUUUAUCUCGAUAGAAUGUCUCGAGCUUUGCCAAAAGGAACCGAAAUGUGUCGGAUUCAACUACAGAGCUGACAAGAUGAAUGUUGUGAACUGUCAACUGACGAACGUCACAGGAAAAAGAAAUCACACCGUAAUGACUGGUGCAGGAGAAUGGAUACUAAUGAACGAUAAAGAAGCAGCAGCAAACAAUGAGAAAGAAAAGAGGAGACGGGAAACUUUGAAUUCAGCUACCAGCUGCGCUCAUCUUUAUAACCAAGGGAUUAGACAAGAUGGAGUUUAUACUAUCAAUCCGGGUGGUCUCGGUUCGUUUCAAGUCAGAUGUGAUAUGAGCACAGACGGGGGUGGCUGGACCGUGUUCCAAAAAAGACAAGAUGGAAGUCAAGAUUUCUACCUUGGAUGGUCAGAAUAUAAAGCAGGCUUUGGUGAUCUUAACGGCGAGUUCUGGUUGGGCCUUGAUAAAAUACAUCGUUUGUCCAAAUCUGGCCAAAAUGUUCUAAGAAUUGAUUUGACGAAUUUCAAUGGCGCUAAACGUUACGCUAAAUAUGGAAAGUUUAGUGUGGCUGAUGAAUCAGACAAAUACAGAUUAACUAUUGGCAAUUAUUCAGGUGACGCAAGUGAUUCUCUGGCUUAUCACAAUCAAAUGCAGUUCUCGACCAAGGAUAGUGACAAUGAUGCUAAUAGUGGUAAUUGUGCAACGCGGUUUCAAGGAGCUUGGUGGUACAAAAACUGUUAUCAUUCUAACCUCAAUGGCCAGUACCUGGCUGCAGGUCAAGCUGGUGCCAGCGGAAUAAAGUGGAAUAACGGUAUGAAUUCAAGGAAAAAGACGGAGAUGAAAAUUCGCCCAAAUCAGUUUUGAGAUAUUCCUGAAUCACCAUCAAUAAAAAACACACAUUCAUUUUCUGUUUUCGAGCACAUAUUUUAAAUUAAUUAUUAUGGUAUUGAAAUAACAGAAUAAUAAUAAAGUUCACGUUUAAAGUAAAUUUACAGAAGUAAAUUUAAAGAAGAGCAAAAACAAUCUGUGGCAAUCGCAAUAGAACUUAUUAAAAAUGUUCAGCAGUCGACGGCGGG